Panicum virgatum (switchgrass) is the source of this 3910-nucleotide messenger RNA. Its product is annotated as ethylene-overproduction protein 1-like. Lineage: Eukaryota; Viridiplantae; Streptophyta; Magnoliopsida; Poales; Poaceae. Gene Ontology annotation, biological process: negative regulation of ethylene-activated signaling pathway. Gene Ontology annotation, molecular function: protein binding. The transcript is spliced from 3 exons. Bases 436 to 3393 code for a protein of 985 amino acids. The record is from RefSeq and is a predicted model, not a curated record.
ACUGCAAAGCAGAACCACCUCGAUUCCUGCUGUUCCUCCCCGGGAGGGAAGGAGUCCAUUUCAAGCGCAAACCCACCGGUUACAGCACGGAAGAAAAUUUCCUGCAGAAGAGGGUGGUGGCAGUUGCGGACCUCCGCCUUCCUCGGUGUCCUUCCCCUCCGUCCCCAAGGAAGCGCCUCGUCUCCCCGCGUGCCCGGCCCUCCCCCGCCGCCCCUCCGCAACCACCGGCAUUAACAGGUCACGCCCGGGCGCACGGCCGGGACGCGCGGCCGCGCGGGAGGGCGGAGGCGACGCGCGCGCGCACCAGCCGUUCCGCCGGGAACUCCCGCUCCGGCACGAUCAUCGCCGUGCGGUAGGCUGCCGGCCAGAGGCACGCGCAGGCAGGACCCGAGGGGAGGAGGAGGAAAGGGCAAGCCGGCAGCGGAAUCAUCCACCAUGACCAAUAACUUCCUCACGACGAUAAAAAGCCUGAAGCUGAUCGAGGGGUGCAAGGCCGCGCAACUCUACGCGUUGAGCUCCCUCGGGCCGGCCUCCACCUCCGGCUCAGGGGAUGCAGGCGGGAGCGGCAGGCCCCAACCCCCGCCGCCGCCCAAGACCAUCUCGCUGCGGUCGGGUUCGUUGUACUACCCGCACGCGGCGCCGUCCACGUCGGGGGCCUUCACGCCCGAGCACCACCUGCCGUGCGGCCUCCCGGUGGCCGACGCGCUCGAGCCGGCCCUGGACGCGUGCCUGCGCCCCGUCGACCACGUCGGCGCGCUCGCCGCGUCGUUCCGGCGGGUCUCGGCCGCCACGGCGGUGGGAGAGGACGACCUCUGCGACGCGUACCUAGAGCAGCACGCGCUGUUCCAGUCCAUCGGCGACGCGCGGCUGCUCCGGCGCUCGCUGCGGGCCGCGCGCAUCCACGCCGACGACCCGCACCGGCGCGUCGUGCUCGCCGCGUGGCUCCGGUACGAGCGCCGCGAGGACGAGCUCGACCCGGCGCCGCCGCCGCUCGCGCCCUGCACCGCGACGACACCGCUGCUCGAGUGCCCCCGCGCCGCGGUCUUCGCCAGCGUGUCCUCCGGCGUGGAACCGGUCUGCCCGUGCCGCCGCCCGCCGCCUCCUCCCGCCACCCCUCCACCCCAACGCCUGAGGCGCAACACGUCCGAGAUGAGCGAGGAGGAGGAGGAGCCGGAGACCAAUGACCUGUGGUUCAUCAUCGGCGAGGAGAAGGUGGCGUGCGAGCGCUCGUGCAUCGCCGCGCUCUCCAAGCCGCUCAACACGCUCCUCUACGGCGGGUUCGCCGAGGCGCAGCGCGACCGGAUCGAUUUCUCUCGCGACGGCAUCACGGCGCGCGGCAUGCGCGCCGUCGCCGCCUACAGCCGCCGCGGCCAGGUCGACGACUUCCCGCCCGACAUCAUCUCCCAGCUCCUCGCCUUCUCCAACAAGUUCUGCUGCGACGGCCUCAAGGCAGCCUGCGACAACAAGCUCGCAUCCAUGGUGCGCGGCGUCGACGACGCCCACUCCCUCAUCGAGGUCGGCCUCGAGGAGGCCUCCCACCUCCUCGUCGCCUCCUGCCUCCAGGCCUUCCUGCGGGAGCUCCCCAAGUCGCUCGCCAACCCGGACAUCGCGCGCCUUCUCUGCAGCCCGGAGGGCCGGGAGUGCCUUGACAUCGCCGGCAACGCGUCCUUCGCGCUCUACUACUUCCUCUCCUACGUCGCCAUGGAGCAGGACCUCAAGUCGAACACCACGGUGAUGUUGUUGGAGAGGCUGAACGAGUGCGCGGAGCUUCCAUGGCAAAAGCAGCUGGCGUUGCACCAGCUCGGGUGCGUGAUGCUGGCGCGCGGCGAGUUCGAGGACGCGCAGGAGUGGUUUGAGGCCGCCGUCGCCGAGGACCAUGUCUACUCGCUCGCCGGGGAGGCGCGCGCCAAGUACAAGCGCGGGCACAAGUACGCCGCCUACAAGCUGAUGAACAGCGUCGUCGGCGAGUACGAGGAGCCUGCCGGAUGGAUGUACCAGGAGCGGGCGCUGUAUUGCGUCGGCAAGGAGAAGCAGGCCGAUCUCCAGUCGGCGACGGAGCUUGACCCGACGAUGACGUUCCCAUACAAGUACCGCGCCUGCGCGCUGCUGGAGGAGGACAAGGCGGCGUCGGCGAUCGCGGAGAUCAGCAAGGUGAUCGGUUUCAAGAUGGCCACCGACUGCCUUGAGCUCCGGGCGUGGUUCUACCUUGCCCUUGAGGAGUACGAGCUGACCGUGCAGGAUGUCCGGGCGAUACUGACACUGGAUCCGAGCUACAUGAUGUUCCAUGGGAGGAUGCACGGGGAGCAGCUGAUUGAGCUCCUCCGGGGGCAGGUGCAGCAGUGGGACAUGGCGGAUUGCUGGAUGCAGCUGUAUGAUCGAUGGUCGGCGGUGGAUGACAUCGGCUCUCUAGCAGUUGUGCAGCAGAUGCUCACCAGGGAACCCGGAAACAGCAGCUUGCGGUUUCGACAGUCACUUCUCCUGUUAAGGCUAAAUUGUCAGAAGGCGGCCAUGCGUAGUCUGAGAUAUGCGCGGAACAGUUCGGUCCAUGAGCACGAGAGGCUUGUAUACGAAGGAUGGAUCUUGUACGACAGUGGACAUCGGGAUGAAGCACUAGCCAAGGCUGAGCAGUCGAUUAGCCUUCAGAGAUCAUUCGAAGCCUUCUUCCUGAAGGCGUAUGCUUUGGGAGAUUCUAGCCUGGACACGGAAUCUUCGCUCUCCGUCGUGCAGCUUCUGGAGCAUGCUAACAGCUGUGCUUCCGACAACCUCCGGAAGGGGCAAGUAAGAAUCGUCCGUGACCAUCGCCAUGGCUCUUUUCCUUGCAAACUGUCUGUGCUCACAGCUGACGGUCUUCAGGCAUACAACAACAUGGGGAGCAUCUUCGUGGACUGCGACAUGCUGGAUGAGGCUGCCGAGUGCUACGGCAUAGCUCUGAACAUAAAGCACACGCGGGCGCAUCAGGGUCUGGCGCGCGUCCAUUACCUGAAGAACAGGAAGCAAGCUGCGUUCGACGAGAUGACCAAGCUCGUGCAGAUAGCUACCAACAGCGCGUCGGCGUAUGAAAAACGGUCAGAGUACGGCGAGCGCGACGCCGCCAAGAACGACCUGAACACAGCGACGCUUCUGGACCCUACAAGGACCUAUCCUUACAGAUACAGAGCAGCCGUUCUGAUGGACGAGAACAAGGAAGAGGAGGCGAUCGCGGAGCUGUCAGGAGCCAUAGCCUUCAAGCCGGACCUCCAGCUGCUCCACCUCCGCGCGGCGUUCUUCGACUCCAUGGGCGACACGGCGAGCACCAUGCGGGACUGCGAGGCGGCGCUCUGCCUGGACCCGACCCACGGCGACACCCUCGAGCUGUACAGCAAAGUCUCCGCCAGGGCCGAGCCGGAGAGCUAGCCACCCCGCCGGCCGGCCGCCGCACUCCUCGUCGUCGACUCAGCUGCGAUUUUUGCGAGGCAGAAUGAUGAGACGACCCUUCUCUACUCUCCCGGGGUGGAAGCAGACGACGGAUCAGUGAGUCACCAGAACGUGCACACCACAUGUGUAAGGUUAUAUACGAGGCUUAGUCCUGUUAGUCAGGGGGCACCGCCAAGAGCGAGCACCGCAGUAGAUCGGGUACGUGUUGCUUCCAGGUAGAUCGGGCAGGUGGGGCAAGAGCACGCGUCUCAUGUGCGCAUCAGAGGUUGAAGACAACCGGCAGCUCCAGAAGGGAGGAAGAAAAAGCUGAAGAGAGACAGGCGGCUAGCGAGCCCAAGCUGUCCUUCAGAGUUCAGACCGGCUGCAUGAUCGUUCUCUUUUUCUUCCCCUUUUUUUUAUGACUUGUGAUGUGCAUUUGGAGGCACGACUGAUCACAAAAGAAUUCGAGUUUUUAAAAGUAUAAAUGCAGCCAAGGCGAAGAUUCUCUCUACUUUUA